CUUCAGGGGGAGGAGGAGGCGGCUCCGAGUGUGGCUAACUGUUAGCUGCUUGCAGGAGCAGUGCGAGCACACUCGACCAACGAGCCAGCCAGUGUCAGCCAACAGCCACGACCAUGUCGGGGAAGAGUUUUCGAGUUAGCGACGGGGACUGGAUUUGUCCUGAUAAGAAGUGUGGAAACGUGAACUUUGCUAGAAGAACAAGUUGUAACAGAUGUGGCAGGGAGAAAACCACAGAGGCGAAGAUGAUGAAAGCUGGAGGCACAGAGAUUGGGAAAACUCUGGCUGAGAAGAGUAGAGGCCUCUUCAGUGCAAACGAUUGGCAAUGCAAAACAUGUGGCAAUGUCAAUUGGGCUAGGAGGUCAGAGUGCAACAUGUGUAACACCCCAAAAUAUGCCAAGCUAGAAGAGAGAACAGGUUAUGGUGGAGGUUUCAAUGAAAGGGAGAACGUAGAAUACAUUGAACGAGAGGAAUCCGAUGGUGAAUAUGAUGAAUUUGGUAGGAAAAAGAAAAAGUUUCGUGGAAAAGGCUCACCACCCUCCAAAGAAAGUGAAAAGAAAGAAGUAGCAAAGGUUCCAGAGGAUGAGGAAGAUGAAGAGGAUGAAGAAGAUGGUGACCUUUCCAAAUACAAAUUGGAUGAUGACGACGACGACGAUGAUGAUGAAGACGAGGAGGAAGGAGAUGUGUCAAAAUACGACCUGGAUGCCAGUGAUGAUGAGGACAAACCAGCUAAGAAAAAGGGCAGCCACUCGGGUUCGUCCCGCUCAUCUUCGCGCUCCUCCAGCUCCAGUUCACGGUCGAGGUCCAGGUCCCGCUCUGGAAGCUCAUCCAGUUCCAGGUCUGGAUCUCGCUCGAGGUCCCACUCCAGAUCCAGUUCCAAGUCUGGAAAGGGCUCCUCUCCCCCGAAGAGGUCCCGCUCACCUUCCUCCUCCCCUGAGAGGGGACAGAAGCGCAGUCGCUCCAGGUCCUCAUCUGGAGAGAAAAAGCGGAGGCGUUCUAGAUCACAUUCGUCCGAAAGGUGCCGUGCCCCGUCCUCUGGAUCAUCCGAUUCUGGCUCCAGUUCAAAAAAGAAAUAACUUGAUUAGAGCCUUUUUAAAACAACUAAAGGAACCCUAGUAGAAAAGUGCAUGUUGUGUUUCAAGGAUACAACUACAUCAUUUCAGUAUGCUGUUCAUUUUCCUAAUAAAAAAAAAAAAGUAAUUUCUUUCAAAAAAGGCACCAGGGCUUCUCCCUGCCGUUACCCCAUCAUUACAAGCUCCUGUGGCCGUACGCAGCUGUCCAAUAAACAAGUGUGUGGUCCCAUAGAAGAACAGAUAUACUGUGAAGCCAGCCUCGUAUGCCAUUUUAAAACCAAUAUCUUCGUUGCAGUACAUUUUAUUCCAUUCAGGGGAAAAUUCAAGUAAAUAUAUUUUGAUGGGGGUCUUUUUUUCUUAAUCCUUUUUCUUAGAGAGCAUUCUUUAAUAAAGUAAAAGGUGAAGUACGUAAGCAUCCAUUUACAAUACCGAAGUGGAAUAUUGCCCUUAUAUACAGAAAUGAAUUCUGGCCUCGUAUUUUCUUCAUGAAUAUAAAUAUUUUCCUUUUUUUUUUUUUU
Molecule: messenger RNA, 1588 nt
Organism: Pungitius pungitius (ninespine stickleback)
Lineage: Eukaryota; Metazoa; Chordata; Actinopteri; Perciformes; Gasterosteidae
Gene: zranb2
Product: zinc finger, RAN-binding domain containing 2
Exons: 10
Coding region: 114-1073 (319 amino acids)
Biological process (GO): RNA processing
Molecular function (GO): lipopolysaccharide binding; RNA binding
Source: RefSeq, a predicted model, not a curated record